This is a messenger RNA of Tripterygium wilfordii, 828 nucleotides long. RefSeq names its product heavy metal-associated isoprenylated plant protein 26-like. Lineage: Eukaryota; Viridiplantae; Streptophyta; Magnoliopsida; Celastrales; Celastraceae. The record is from RefSeq and is a predicted model, not a curated record. Gene Ontology annotation, molecular function: metal ion binding. The transcript has 2 exons. The coding region runs from base 168 to 632 and encodes 154 amino acids.
CGACAGCACAACCUCUAGGCUCUAUCUUUACAUCGUCAUUUUGACAAUCACUGUGGAAGAUAUUUUGUUUUGUGGGUCAUUCUUAGUAUUUGCUCUCAAGUGGACUAGUUGUGUAAAUUCAGUCUUAAUACCAAUCUUUUUGUCAAGUCUCUGGAAAAACUCAAAAGAUGGGUGUUGUCGAUCAUAUCUCAGAUUUCUUUAAUUGCUCCCAUGGAAGUCACAAGCACAAGAAACGCAAGCAGUUUCAGACGGUGGAGAUAAAAGUCAAGAUAGACUGCGAUGGAUGCGAGCGCAAGGUGAAGAGAUCCGUGGAGGGAAUGAAGGGUGUGUCGCAGGUGGUCGUGGAUCGCAAGACCAGCAAGGUCACAGUCAUGGGAUAUGUGGAGCCAUCCAAGGUGGUGUCACGUAUCGCAUAUCGGACUGGGAAGAGGGCGGAGCUGUGGCCAUACGUUCCUUACGAUAUGGUUCAGCACCCAUACGCUGCUGGUGUGUAUGACAAGAAGGCCCCAGCAGGGUACGUGCGAAAUGCCAUGGACCCACAGACUGCCCAGCUCGCACGUGCCAGCUCCACUGAAGUUAGAUACACGACUGCUUUCAGUGAUGAGAACCCCCAAGCCUGUUCUAUCAUGUGAUGAUCAUGAUGAUAAUGAGUUCGUGGUUAGGAUUGUAUUUUUGCUUCUUGUGUUGCUGGAUUUGUGUGUGGUAGACUAAAAUUUUCCAUUUUAUAUAUGUUGAUUUGUAUUUGUAGAUGGAUGAAGUUGAAUUUGAACCAAUUUAUAAUUCAAAUAUUUUGUUUGUGUAAAUUAACUUAAUUGCUUUGGUGGGCAA